AUUAGCUAUUGUAGUGUGGUACCAUUAGAUACAGUGUUUCUAGUGGCAAAGUGAAACACUGUAUUUGCCUAUUUUUUCCUGUUUUUAUUUGCCUCUGUUUCUCUGUCUGCCCAUACAGCUGAAGUAAUGAGAUGUAAUUGAUCGCAGAUUGUAAGGACCGCUAAUCCCCUGCUGACCUCACCAAGCUGAAGGAACAGCUGAAGGAAGCCGCAGCUCUCAGAGGAUCUGAACAUUACUCUGAGGUGCUUUAACUCAUUUGAUGAUGAUGGAGCGGAGGUCCAACUCACCGCUGCCCUGUUUGGAUCUGAACAACUUCGAGUCUGCCGCAGCGGAGAGGAGUCGGUAUGUUUUAACGAGCCCCCGAUCUCUGGAGUCCUGCGCUCGACUCGGUGUCAGACCGGUGCAACUUCUGAUCAAGUCGCUCAACGAGUUGAUCGCUGAACGACGCGACAUGCCCUGUGAGGCGAUGAGAGUCAUGCAUGAAUCCUAUGAAAAAGAGAGAACAAAGCUUGUGCAAAUGUGCCGCGAGGAGCGAGAGAGGAUUAUCCAGGAGGACAUGCGGACAGAGGACAGGUGGCCCAGCGGACAUAAAACCACAGAGCUGCCUCACUCCAAACUGAAGGAUCUCUCAGCUGACAAACACUCAACAGGGCCUGUUCCUUAUGCAGAUCUGUGCUCCAAAGGGAAAUCUGUCAGCAGGUCCACCUGUUCUGUUGCUGGGAAAAGAGACUCAGACAGGAGCACAGUCUGCAGCUUCAGUCUGGGAGACCUCAGACAGUCCCCAGCUACUGAGAUGCAACUGCAGAGGAUCACCAAAGACAUCAGCAAGGAGAUGUGUGUCACAGUGCCAGAGAGAGACCGCAAGAUAGCAGCUCUCAUGCUGGUGAAGCACCAGGAGGAGGAGGCUUGCCUGAAGCUCUGUCAGCAAGAGGAGCAGGAGCGACAGGAGGUCCGGAGGCAGGAGGAGGCCCAGCAGGCCGAAGCGGAAAAAAGGAGAAGGAAGAAGCUGAGGCAGAGCAUGAAACACUGGAACGAGGAGCUGAAAGCCCGCAGGAGGCUGAGGGAGCGUCAGGAGAAAGAGAAAGCAGGGCUGCUAGAGCAGGAGGUGAUGCUGCAAGAAGACCGCUGGAGGAGGCUGAAGGAGGAGGUGGAGGCCCAACGCAGAGGGAAGAUAGAGGUUGCACAGAAAGAGGCAGAGGAGCGCAAACGUUACCAGGAGAAGCUGCUGAGAGAGAAAGAGGAGGUGGAGAAGAGACAGCUGGAGAGAGAGAGGCAGGUGGCAGAGGAGAGGGAGGAGAAGGCCCGGAGGAGCAAAGUGUUGCAGGAGAAGAGGGAGCGGAGGAGGCUGCAGGAGGAAAACCGUAGAGAGCUGCUGCGACACAUCCUGCUGAAACAGAAGGUGGAGCAGCAGGUGGAGGAAGAGGAGGCUCAGAUGAAGAGCACACUUGAGAAGAAGCUGCAGCGCUCCUGCCAGAAGCGAGCCCAGGUUGUAGGUGCUCGGCUGAGGGAGCUGCAGGAGAGAGGAGCACGGGAGGACGAGCAGAUUCAAAGGGCGCAGCUGAGGGCAGAGCUGCAAGACUUCCAGCAGCUCACACACAAACAGAUCCUGGUCCAGCUGAGCCAGCAUCGCAUGGAGAGAGCCGCCCUGAGAGCCUCGGCUCAGCACAGGAGUAGAGCUCAGCAGACACAGCAGCAAAACAAACACAAGCAGAUCUGCCACCUGAGGCUCAGAGAGAAGCUGCAGAGAGAGGAGGAGGCCCUGAGACAGGUCAGGGAAAACUGCAUCUCUAUGAAGGAGUGGAAGAGGGAGAAGCUGCGAAGACAGCGGGAGCAGAUACAGGAGGAGGCACAGAGGCUGGCUCGGGCCUCCUUUCACAUGAGGGAGAGAGUGAGGCAGCAGACACACAGGCGGACCUUUGAUCAGAUGGCUCGGGAGGCUCAGCUGACUGCCUCCAUAAGCCGCCUGAAACUAUGAGAGAAAUGAUUAACUCCCAUCUGACCUCAGGAAGAUGCUUUUUUGACACGCUCUUCUAGAGUUGCUUAGAGAAGGAUCUGCAAUCAAAUAAAAGAAUUCAGCAGGUUCUAAAAACAGCAGAUAUCACCCUUCCUUUUGGCACUUUCUGAAGAUGUAGCAUGUAUGUGAAUGUGUUAUCACUGAGGUGCUGCUUGACACAGGGACCCUGGAAAGUGCCAUUAAAUAUUAUCAUGUCAGAGUUGUUUUUACUGGGCUAAAG
Amphiprion ocellaris (clown anemonefish) is the source of this 2234-nucleotide messenger RNA. Its product is annotated as coiled-coil domain-containing protein 177. The record is from RefSeq and is a predicted model, not a curated record. The transcript has a single exon. Lineage: Eukaryota; Metazoa; Chordata; Actinopteri; Pomacentridae. The coding region runs from base 260 to 1975 and encodes 571 amino acids.